Messenger RNA from Phyllostomus discolor (pale spear-nosed bat), 4887 nucleotides. RefSeq names its product ZBED6 C-terminal like (gene ZBED10). Gene Ontology annotation, molecular function: protein dimerization activity. Bases 270 to 3431 code for a protein of 1053 amino acids. Gene Ontology annotation, cellular component: nucleus. The record is from RefSeq and is a predicted model, not a curated record. The transcript is spliced from 3 exons. NCBI's taxonomy places the organism in Eukaryota, Metazoa, Chordata, Mammalia, Chiroptera, Phyllostomidae.
CGUCAGCCUCGUGGCCAUCCUGAUGUGCUUCACUGGGAGAGAAGGGUGAUCGCAGCCAGAGCCCAAGACCGUACGAGGUGCCAGACCCGUCCGGGCGGUCUGUCGGGAGUCUUGGCCUCAGUGAGGGCAGGCUGCUUUUCUGCCUGGUGCCGGCUCUGGUCUCCCGCUCCGCCACUGACUGUCACGUUGCCAUUCUGGGUUUCUGUUUCUCGGUCAUAAAGUGAGCACUGAGCCUGGGCCCAUCUUCUUGUUGCCCCAAGUUCCCAAGCAUGUCGGAAGUAGAAAAAAUCAAAAAGCUCCCCGAGGGACAUGCACCCUCAGAAUCCGUCUCCCUCAUGACCAGACCCCAGAGUCCACCUGCCACAGUGACUUCUCCUGCCUCCGGCUUCCAUACCAGAGCUACCAGUACUUCUUGUGGACGUGGCGGGGGUGCCCAGGGAGACCAGCCAGACAUUGAGGUCAAAGUUGAGUUUGUAAACGUAGAGGAGACGGCCAGCAGUGGCCACAGGAUCACACCCUCUGGCUCCCAAAAGGGGAGUGAGAGGGAUCUGCUCCCUCGGAGGAAGAGACCCCGCCUCCUCCCCAAGGGCUCUUCCAUCCCCUCACCUGACCAAGUUUUCCUGGAGGAGAAGGAGCAAGGUGCCCUGGGCCUACGCAUCUGUAGCAGGAAGAGGAGAGCCUGCUCCCAGUGGAGGCCUGGUUUUUACUCAGCUGCCUCCCGUGCAAAGAACCAGGCCAGCCCGGGGCAGAACAAGCCAAAGGGAGACUCUGAACCAUGUGUCCUGAAGUCCGUGCUGGGUCAGGAGCCCUCUGUGCAGCCUAAGAAGAAGGUGUGCAAGCAGAAGGCCCGUGGACCGAGAGGGGUGAGGCUGCGAGCAGGAAAGAAGUCGAGAGACCCAGUGCUCAGCCCUGGCCUGGCCCCUCCCACCCCAGUGCCGGUGCAGGCCACCAGUCUGGACAGGUCAGCAGUGGGCCAGCCUAGUGAGAGUGAGGAGACAAGGCAGGCUGACGUCCUCAUAGCCUCUCUGGACAGAGAGAUGCGACGCCCCAAGAAGUGGAAGAAGAGGCAUUCGCUUCCUCGUGGGGGAGAGAAGUCAUCCCUGCUGAGCUCCCAGAAGCCACCGGGCCUGAAGAAGCGGGUCAGAACUGUAAAAGAGACCAAGGGCUGGGCUUCUCGAGGGUGUUGCCUGGGCCCUCAGGACACCACAGGUCAGAUGCUCACACUGGACGUCAGACAGUUCUUUACCACCGACCGUGAGAACAUGUGCCACGUCUUCUGCACUCUGUGCCACACCAGCAUCAGGCACGGCCUGGGGAGGGAAGGGCCAGUUACAGCCGGCUCGGGAAGGGAAGGGGCAGGGGCAGUGGGGACGCAUAGGCGUCUGUCUGCAGGUGCCCCCAGCCUUGUCCAGGAGGGCAUCUCGCCUUCAGGACACUGCCCGAGUGACUCGCUGUCAGAAGAUAAUGACAGGCAGUUGGCCCCGGCUAGAGUUGAGUGGCUCUUCCUGGCUCCACCACCUCUGCCUACUCCCAUCAGAUACAGACCCACUGCUCCCCCAGUGGCUGUCGUGGGGGAUCAAGAGGGCCCGUGUGCUCCCAGCCAGCCCCGCUCCCAGGCCUGGAACCGGAGCAUUGCGGAGUUACUGUGCAGCUUGGCGUUGCCACUCUCCUUCCUUUCGUCCCCGCCCUUCAGAAGGUUUAUGGCCCAGGUUGACCCUGACUACUGUCUGCCGCCUCCAGCCGCUUUCUCCGACGAAGCCUUGCCUCUGCUCCACGAGGUGGUGGGCGAGCAGGUACGCCAGGAAAUGCAGCAGGCUGCGGGCAGCCGCGUCCACCUCACCAUGUCCACGGCAACCCAGGACGUAGUCAUGCAGGACUACGUGGCCCUUACUGCCCACUGGGGGGUGAUGCAGCGCGGUAGCUGGCAGGUGGUAUCAGGGAGCUCGAGGAAGCAAGCCGUGCUCUGGGUCCGAGGCCUGCCCCCGGAGAGCACUGCGGAGGACAGGCAGCGGGAGCUGCAGGAGCAGGUCAGACUGUGGCUAGGCCAUGGCUCUCUGCAACCCGGCUUCCUGGUAUCGAGCGGCUGCCCCGGCCUAGAGCCCACAGUGACGAUGGAGGGCUACACCCACAUCCCUUGCUUUGCCCACUGCCUCAACUCUGUAGUGGGGAACUUUCUGUGUCACCAUCACAGUGUCCAGAUCAUCCUGAGCACAGCCAGGGCCAUCUGCAGCCAUUUCCAAGGCUCUGCGGAGGCCCGGCGGCUCCUCAUGCAGCUGCAGCGGCGGUGCGGCCUCCCGACCCAUCAGCCCUCCUGGGCGCUCUCAGACCACUGGGCCUCUGCCUACCGCCUGAUGGAGUGGCUGGUGGAGCAGCAGCAGCCGCUGCGGGAGUACGAAGCGAAGCACCACCUGGGGAGUGCUGGCAUGGGCCUCUCAGCCACGUUUUGGAGCCUGACAAACAGCCUGGUCAUGCUCCUGCGACCCUUCCAGAUGGUGGUCCAGGAGGCGAGCGCACCGCAGGCCUCUUUAAGCCAGGUGCUGCCGCAGCUGCGCUACCUGCACAUCUUCUUGGAGCAGGUUCCCGCACACUUUGAGGAGCAGGGCAGCGGGGAGGCGGGUGCAGCCAUCCGGCUGGCCAGGGGCUUGGCCCUGCAGCUCUCCACAGACUGCCAGCUCAGCGAGCUUUUCUACCAUGAGGAGUUCGUGCUUGCAACUCUGUUGGACCCCCGCUUCAAGGGCCAGCUCGAGGCCAUCCUGCCCGUGGGGGCCGACAUUGACCACUGGAUGCAAGUUCUCGUUUACAAGGUGAAGGAGAUUAUGGUGUCCGAAUACUCUUUUCCUCCCUCACCCUUCCUGCAGAGCCCCAAGGCUGUGAGUGGGGACACCACCCAGAGUGGCAGAAUAGCCAGGGGCCCCAGGGCUAAGAGGAAGGGCCACAAAGACCCCGUGCAGAGAGGCAGCAGCCCUGGGUGUUCGCUGCUAGGCCAGGGGGAGAAGAGCUUGCUGGAGCAGCUGGAGAGUGUAGGGCUGGUGGCGUCCCAGAGGAGCGGAGCCUCGCUCUCCACUGAGAACCACCUGGCCACAGUCAUCGUCAGGAAGUACCUACGUGAGAACAAGCCAGUUGGUGCCCAGGAGGACCCCCUGGCGUACUGGGAGAAGAGGCGGGCAGUCUGGCCAGCCCUGGCAAGACUGGCCACCAUGUAUCUGUCCUGUCCCGCUACCAGUGCCUCUUCUGGGAGUGUCUUGGCCUCCCUGGAUAGCCCCACCAUCGUGGAGAACAGCUCCCCUCUCCCAGUGGAAACAGUUGAGCAUCUCCUCUUCUUGAAGACCAACCUGGACAAUUUCCCCAACUACACCUCCUCCCCUCCCACACGCCCCGGCGGAGGCAUGGCCGAGGUGGGGCAGACCAGGGAGCCGGGCCCUAGGGUCUGAUGCCCUCACAGUCUUCCUGGAGGAACUUUGCCGUAGGUGACGGGAGAGAGCAGAGUGUCGCACCUGGGGUAUCAGACAGGCGGCAGCCAGAAUCUUAGACCUUUUUGGGAAGAAUGGGGACAGUUUCUCAACUCUUACAGAUUGUCUUACUUUUUUUCAGGGAGGUGGCAUUUUCCAUCUACCCAUUGCUUUAUUUUUAAAAAAUGUUUUUGAAUGUUUUUUUAAUUGGUUUUAAAGAGAGAAACAUUGAUUUGUUCUACUUAUUCAUGCAUUCAUUGGUUGCUUCUUGCAUGUGUACUAACUGGGCACUGAACCUGUCACCUUGGCGUCAUGGGACAAUGCUCUUAAAAACUGAGCUGCCUGGCCUUAAUUUAUCUCCAGCACUGCGUGCAUAGAAAAGGUGUAUUUUGCCCCUAAGUGAGCGUGAGUUGUACCAUAGAGUUUUAUAAGCAGUAACACUCUUCUGAAAUGUUGGUGGGCAUUAAGGGCCCUGCAUGCAGCUUGUCCAUCUGCGUCAAGGUACCCUUAGAGGUCUGCUUUCUCCUGGGACAGGGACAAGAGGAAGCAUGGCUGCCGGCACGUAUACUCAGUGGGGUGUAUACUCAGCCACCUAGAACCUGGGUGAGCUGUGAGAGCCCUUUCGGAAAUUGUUUUCACUGUGGAAAGAGAAACCCCCGGCUAGAGGAGCCAUUUCAAGAGGAUGUGUGUGCACGUGCACACGGGAACACAUCCGUCCUCUUAGGGCCUGUGGUUCUCGGUGGGUCCCGGUCCCGGAGUGGCCGGGGAACUCCUGAUUGAUAGGACUGCCCGGCUAGCGAGGGACAGUGACGCUGAGGUACGCGGUCUCCGGACCGUUCUUACCUCCAGUUUGUCCCCAGACUGCCGGAGGCCCGGGCUCCUUCCUUCCCACGGCAGUAGCAGUCUUGGGAAGAGCUCCCACACUCCCCCAGGCGCUCGGUGGCUGAGUGUGCGGCCCACCUGCAGCGCCCACACCUCCCCUCCUCCCCGGCUGCUUUCAAAGGGCAAACCCCCUACCUGGAAGCGAGAAAGGCUGUGUCUCAGACUGGUUCCUGUGGCGCAGAGCGCACAGGGUCCAGGGCUGGUGACUCCAGGUGGGAGAAGGCCUUUGCCCCCACAGGACCCGAAUCUGGCUCUCCCGAGGGGCUGGGUCACCAUGACAGGCGGCUCUGGGGGGGCGGGAAGGUAGGUGGAGGCUGGGUGAGCCCCUCAAGGCCUGACUUGCACUUUGGCUGUUGGGGUGAACCUGGAGGCCUGUCCCCACCACGUCUCCUGGAGGGGUUGUCAGUCAUGUGUCACUAAGACUGAUUCACUGCAGGACAUUUGGAAGUUAAUGAGAACGUCAGGAAGCAGGAAUAACCAUAAUCCUUUCAUUCAGUCUCUGUGAAUACAUUGACAUACUUCCUUUAUCUUGAGAUUAUACCUGCUGGACUAGUUA